This is a messenger RNA of Gadus chalcogrammus (walleye pollock), 1434 nucleotides long. Its product is annotated as piggyBac transposable element-derived protein 4-like. The transcript has 2 exons. The record is from RefSeq and is a predicted model, not a curated record. The coding region runs from base 5 to 1177 and encodes 390 amino acids. Lineage: Eukaryota; Metazoa; Chordata; Actinopteri; Gadiformes; Gadidae.
CUCCAUGAAGCCUACAAAGUGGGGUAUCAAGGUGUGGGUAAUGGCUGAGAGCGCCACUGGAUAUGUGACCAACUUCCAGGUCUAUGCUGGUCGUGAAGGGUCAGGAGAGAAGGGCCUGGCACAUCGUGUGGUUAUGGAUUUAGCCAGACCAUAUUACGGCUCUCACCUGUCCAUCUACAUGGACAAUUUUUACACCGGGGUAGGUCUCUUGGAGGAGAUGAGGACCCAUGGCCUGUAUGCUUGUGGCACUGUUCGUGCCAACCGGAGGGGACUCCCAAAGAGUGAGCUGCUUCGAAAGAAAGCCUCACUCAACAAGCACGAAUACAGGGUCGCUCAGAUGGACGACCUCACAUUUUGUAUUUGGCAAGACACAAAGACGGUCAUGGUGUUGUCCAACCACCAUGACCCAACUGAGACGGGGACCGUAAACAGGAGAAAGGAUGGAGCCAACCGCGUCCCGGUGGUAGUGCCAGCUUGCCUAGCAGACUACCAAAAGUACAUGAAAGGCGUCGAUCUGCUGGAUCAGAUGGUUGGCUACUACGGGUUCCAACAUAGAUCGAAGAAGUGGUGGAGGAGGGUCUUCUUCUUUCUCCUGUCCGUGUCCUGCCACAAUGCCUACAUAGCUGCGAGGUCUGUUGGAGGAACAGCCUUCAGAACCAGAUACAAAGGAUUCAAGAACUGGAUGGAGGACCUGGCAGAGCAGCUCAUCUCACCACUGAGAACAAGGGCUGUUCCUGUGACUCCUCCUCCUUUUCAUCCUCCUCCUGCUUCUCCAUCUUCUCCUUUUUCUCCUCCUCCUGCUUCUCCAUCUUCUCCUUUUUCUCCUCCUCCUGCUUCUCCAUCUUCUCCUUCCUCUCCAAUUGCUGGACUAUCAGGAAGAAGAUUCUUCUCUCCUUCUCCAUCUCCUCCUGUUUCCCCAUCUCCAUCUGCAGGAAGAAGAUUCUUCCCUCCUUCUCCAUCCCCUCCUCCGCCUUCAUCUCCAUCUCCAGCUGGAGGAGACACACCUACUCCACAGCAUGACUUUGGUAAAAUUUAUGAUAAAAGAAAACAGUGCAGGGAGUGUCAGCUUGUCCCUGACGAUGAAAAGGAAGGUGGGCCAACUGUUUACGGUUGCAAACAGUGCAACCUGCCACUGCACAUGGAAUGCUUUGGCAAGCACUACCGCCGGUACCUGUGAGGCAGACUGUUUACAGUUUUAGUCCCAGUCUGUUCCCCUUCCCAUGUUUGUUAUUAUAUACUUUAUUACUUUCUUAUAUACUUAUUUCACUUUUUUAUACUUUAUUUUUUUUUCUGUUUUGUGCUGUUCCUGCACUUUUACAUAUGUUUUUGUUGUUAUUAUAUAUAUGUUACAUAUGUUAUUUACUUUUCUACCUGUGUGUAAAUAUUGUAAAUAUUUGUAAGUAAAAACUCAAUUUUCCCAUGAAAGCCACAAGU